AUGGGAUGGACUGGAGCCCUCUUUCUCAUCCAACUGUGGUGGUCAAUGACGAGUCAAUUGCUUCACGUGUCGACUCGGAAUACUCAAUAUCUGGUUCGAUCAUUACCGGAUACUCCUUCCUUGCCGAUCAACUGGGCCGGUCGUUUGCCUGUGCCGGGACGUAAAGUAGGAGAUGAAAUCUUCUUCUGGCUAUUCGAAUCAGAAACCCCUACGCAUGAUGAGAACCUAAUUAUCUGGCUCAAUGGUGGACCAGGUUGUUCCUCCCUCGUAGGGCUACUUGGCGGCAACGGACCUAUCUCAUUCAUUGACAAUUCAACCUCACUCGAACGCAACCCGUACUCAUGGACGCGGCUGGGUAAUGUUCUUUACAUAGAUCAGCCGGUCGGCGCAGGCUUCUCCACGGCGAGCAAUCCGUACCCAGUUCGCAACAAUGAGAUGGUCGUGGCGGACUUUGUGGCUUGGCUGAACGGAUUCCUCACACUCUUUCCGCAUCUGUCAUCGAAGAAGAUCCACCUGAUGGGGGAAUCCUAUGCGGGCAUCUACAUACCAUACUUCACCGAGGCUUUGCUCCAGAGCAAUACCUGGACCCCGCUCAAUAUCCGUUCCAUGUCCAUCGGAGACGGAUCUUGGGGGAACGCAGCAGCCAUGUCCUCCGUUGGAAUCGGAGCAUAUGUACAAUCGCAAGCAGCAAUGGUGAAAAUACCAACAGAUAUUCUUGGUGCUUUCGCUGCCGCGGAUCAGGUUUGCGGUUUCGCAGACAUGCUCGCCCAAGCCAAGAUCUAUCCCCCUGAGGGCAAAUUCACCAUCCCGGAAAAUCCGGAAAACUUCAAUUAUCGUCGCCGCCGUCGCCGGGACAUGACCGAUGUUUGGAAUUCAACGUGCAGCAUAACGCCCAGAACAGUCGGUGAUGUCAACAUGUCGAUUUUUAACUCGACUUGUUAUGGUCCAUGCGCCACAUAUUCUACCGUCAUGGAUUACAUGGACACCGCAUCUGCCGACGGCUCGGGCAUUCCUUGUUUCGACGUCUAUGAUAUCCACCACGAUUGCGGCACGAUCCAGACAAUGAACUUGAUGACUUCAUUUUUCAGCCGCACCGACGUUCAGGACGCUCUCCAUGUCAGCGGGCGUGGAACUUACAGUGCCUGCAACUCCACGAUCCUCAGCACGUUGCUCGGUGCACCAUCCGUAGUGCCCCCGGCAUACACCAUUUUACCCGAUCUAGUCACCCAGCACAACAUCUCUUUGCACAUCUAUAACGGAGAGUGGGACAUGUUGUUGAACCACAUCGGCACCGAGCUAGCGAUACAGAACAUGACAUGGCGCGGUGCCCAGGGAUUUUCUACCGAGCCGAAACGUCCAUUCUUUGGCGACGAUCCAAUGCCUGUCACUCAGCCCGGGCACACCGGGGAGACUCGAGGGGAGAAUAAAGUGGUUGGAUUCUGGGGCCAAGAGCGAGGCGUUUCGUAUCAUCUUUUCAAAGGUGCUGGGCAUAGUGUCUUUGCGAACAAACCUCGUGAGAUGUUCGCUUUUGUCCGUGACGUGGUUGUUGGAGAGAAGGAACUUUGA
This is a messenger RNA of Penicillium oxalicum, 1566 nucleotides long. RefSeq names its product putative serine carboxypeptidase (gene cp9). Gene Ontology annotation, molecular function: serine-type carboxypeptidase activity. The transcript has 2 exons. The coding region runs from base 1 to 1566 and encodes 521 amino acids. The record is from RefSeq and is a predicted model, not a curated record. Gene Ontology annotation, cellular component: trans-Golgi network. Lineage: Eukaryota; Fungi; Ascomycota; Eurotiomycetes; Eurotiales; Aspergillaceae. Gene Ontology annotation, biological process: proteolysis; apoptotic process.